AUGUACUCGCCUUUCGAACUUAUAGAUGGAGAGCUGGUGGAUUUGCACAUAUGCUCGCCUAUAAACUCCCCAGAAGGCGUCGCCAUAGUUUACUUUAAGGGUAGUAAGGGAAAGGAAUGCGUUUUGCGACCCUGCACGCUACUACUUUCCCAAUACCGCAUAAUGCUUUGGGUUGACGGCGACCCCCAGUGCACGGUGAAUAUUUCCCUUUUGGCUAUUGACCGAUGGAAGAUCCAACCAGCAAACCAUCAUGUUUCCAGGGCUUUGGAUAUUAUCCAGCAGCAAGAGCCACGGUCCGUAUCGUCGUCGCCACAAAACUCGUCUUCUUCAGUCCCUUUGUUGCUGACCCUUAAUCUCAAGCAUGUGUGGGCACACCACGUUUUACUUCCGAGAAACUCCAUGAUUAUUCGAAACAUCCAGGCACGACUUACAGCUUGUGCGAAUACGUCAAGGCUGGAUCAACUCCCUGCCUUCACAUUGGAGCAAAGUCGGAAGCAGCAAUGGCAGCGCGCGGCGACAGCCCUCGAGCUUGAUGAGGAUUCGCGGCUUGGGGAGGACUUUGGCUGGUGCUUGUGGAACUCCCGGCUGGAGUGGGACCGUCUGCUGUGCGCGAACCCGACACAGGCGGUGCCGGACACCCAACCCGCGGAGGGCGUAAAAGGCGCUGUGGCAGUGGGCAAAGACUUGCGUCCCUGGUUCCAUCACAUCUCGAUGCGCACGAACACAAGCGAUGAUGGCUCCACCGACGGCGAAGAAGAAGGUCAUACAGCAACGCUGUACAUCUCCCCAGCAACAUACCCUAUGGACGUCGUGGAGCCAAUAACGGUUGACAAGACCCUGCUGCUAGGCGCUAUGACCGCACGUUCCAGGGCGCGCUUCCCUGCACUCUCUUAUGUCCAUCUCGCCUCCGGUGCAGUUUUGGCACGCAGCUCGCAGCCACUGUUGCGCUCGCAGCGGCUCUACCUUGAUGUCAUUCUGUGUCAGGCCCUUGUCAACCGUGGCUUCAGCGAAGCCAAUUUGGCUUCUGCACGAACCACGUCUGCUACACCGGAGCGAUCUAGCUUAGGUGCAUCGCCUUCCUCACCACCUGCCUUUGUACCCCCUCCUUCGCUAUUUGAGGAGCAUCGUAUUGGGGGACUACAACUACAGCCGUCCUGUGUUCCCAAUAGUGGCGCCUCGCCGCUCCCUAGCGGUGUUUUGAAGGUGGCGGACUGCCGGCCACUACUUACCGCGAAGGGUAAUGCCCAGUUGGGCGGCGGUUACGAGUCCGGUGCGCAGUAUAGUUUCUGCUCUACCGAGUUCUACCACAUUGAGAACAUCGUGUGUGUAAGUAAAUCUUUUGAUAAACUCCGUGCGCUUGUCUCGUGCUAUCAAGGUGACAACGCCGAGGAGGGCUUCUACAAGACACUUCAUGACACCCAGUGGCUGUACCAUAUUCAGCGCAUCUUGGUCUGCUCGUCCGAGGUGAGUCAGUCCAUUGUGAAAGGGCAGUCGUGCUUGGUUCAUUGUACGGACGGCUGGGACCGCACCGCGCAGUGCUGUGCCACUGCCAUGCUUUUGUUAGACCCCUUCUACCGCACCGCGGGGGGGUUCUGCAUGCUAAUUGAGAAGGAAUUCUGUUCCUUUGGUCACAAGUUUGCCGAGCGCAGCGCGCAUCAAGUCCCGGGUCGCACCUCCCUCGUGACGCAUUCGGGCGUGAGCGCCUCAGAUACAGAGACUCGAGAUAGUAGCGGGAAACUGGAUGCGUCACCAAUCUUUGUGCAAUUUAUGGACGUAAUAUUUCAGAUCAUGCGGCAGUUUCCCGACGCCUUCGAGUUCACGACUCAACUUUUGGAGUACUUGAGCGAAGAGAUCUACUCCGGCUUCUAUGGGACAUUUUUGUGCAAUUGCGUACAGGAGAGGACGCUAGAAGGUGUGCGGCUGCGCACGCGAUCCAUCUGGACCGACGUUAUGCGGCGUGUACAAUCUGAGAGGCGCGGUGAGUUGCCGCUGCGCUUUGUGAACGCCCAAUACGACUACGAAACAGCUUGGGCGGGUAUCACCAGGCGAAACACAGAAUCUAGUAUUCUCACGCCGAGCUGCAACAGUAAGAGCCUUGUCUUUUGGGACGACCUUUAUUUCAAAGCAGACCUCGAUCGAUGUGUGAAGCGCGAGAGAGACAUCAAGAAGAGACGUGAAGUAACGCGUGUUCUGUCAUGGGGACUUGAAUUCGACGCCUUCUUGGAUGAGUUCAUCCAAGCGGCUUGCCGCGGGCGUGCAGAAGAGGUCCCUCAACUACAGCGCAUGGAAAAGAUCCUCCAAGCCUCGAGCACCAGUACGCAACCGUCGACGCGUAGUUCAUGGUGUACUUUUGACCCUGACAUAUGCUUUGGAUGUUUUAAAAGUAUUGGCGUCUUCACAGCGGCCGCGCGAUGCGACACUUGCAAGCACAGCUUUUGCAUGGAUUGCGUCGUCCACGUUUGCGUUGGUUGA
This is a messenger RNA of Phytomonas sp. EM1, 2472 nucleotides long. Lineage: Eukaryota; Euglenozoa; Kinetoplastea; Trypanosomatida; Trypanosomatidae. The record is from the annotation of a GenBank genome assembly.